Messenger RNA from Penicillium lagena, 984 nucleotides. RefSeq lists its product as uncharacterized. Gene Ontology annotation, molecular function: arylformamidase activity. The transcript is spliced from 3 exons. The coding region runs from base 1 to 984 and encodes 327 amino acids. Lineage: Eukaryota; Fungi; Ascomycota; Eurotiomycetes; Eurotiales; Aspergillaceae. The record is from RefSeq and is a predicted model, not a curated record.
AUGUCUACACCUAUUCCUUCGUUCUCUACACUUCCUCUCCGCAAAGGAGAUCCUCAUUACUCGGCCUGGGGGCUUUAUGGCCCCGACGACGAGCGGGGAACGCUCAAUCGUCUUACCAAGGAUCUAGUCUUGCAAGCAAAGGAAGAAAUUCAAACGGGAGAGACAAUUUCGCUGAACUUGCCGCUGGAUGCGCUGGCGAAGAGUAAAGUGAUUGGCCGUCAAGGGUUUGAGAUGAAGCAAUACGCCAAACACCCCCGGGUCGUUUGCGAUUGCGUCUGGACUUUUAACAGCCAAGGCAGCACGCAAUGGGACGGCCUCCGUCAUUGGGCUUAUCAGGAGACAGGUCAAUUCUACAACGGCCGGACGCUGGACGAUUUCUUCAAUGAAGACAAAUCCAUCAAGUCAACCGUGAACGGAAUCCAAAACUGGGAAAAGACUGGCAUUGUCGGAAGAGGAAUUCUUCUUGAUUUCGAGAGAUGGCGACGCAUCAAGCAGAUUGACUUUAACCCACUUCCCUUAAGCCCCCACCCGAUCACUCUGGAUCAAUUAAAGGAAGUUGCAAAACUUCAGGGAACCGAAAUCAAAUUCGGUGAUAUCCUGUUCAUUCGAACCGGGUUCAAACCAGCUUAUGAGCACUUAAGCCUAGAGGACAAGGCUAAAAUGGGCACUCUCUGGCAGUCUAGUGGUCUGGUGCAGAGUGAGGAAACACUCGAAUGGAUAUGGAACAACUUUUCAGCAGUUGCUGGUGAUGGUAUCACUUUUGAGGUUUGGCUACUAACAGAAGAGACAGCAUCCAAACAAGACUGGUACAUGCACGACAUUCUGCUGGCUGGAUGGGGAAUGCCUCUCGGAGAGCUUUUCGACUUGGAACGGGCAGCAGAGUAUUGUGAGGAAAUUGAUCGGUGGUCAUUUUUCGUGAGCAGUGAACCUUGCAACGUACCUGGUGCGGUAGCAAGUCCGGCAAACUGUUUGGCAAUCUUUUGA